Messenger RNA from Phoenix dactylifera (date palm), 1153 nucleotides. RefSeq lists its product as uncharacterized. The record is from RefSeq and is a predicted model, not a curated record. NCBI's taxonomy places the organism in Eukaryota, Viridiplantae, Streptophyta, Magnoliopsida, Arecales, Arecaceae.
CUGCUUUGAGGGGAUGACGCAUUAAUCGGAGUGGGGGGAGGGCGAACAAAGGUGGAGCGAGCGCGCCAUUUAGACGUCGAUCCGCUCCCCAACGUUGAUUGUGGGCAAGACGGGCCGGGUGGGGUCCUUGAGCCCAGCCCUUGUGUACGCGGCCAGCGAAAAGGGAGCCCACAAGCCCAGCCAGGCGCGGCGCUCCGCGCUCCUCCCUCUCAAUUCCUAAUUCCUAAUUCCUAAAUUCUUGGUGGGACGGGAGACCCCAGCAGCCCGAGGCCUUUCGUUUCCGUCGUCGUCCUCUUUCCUCUCCUCCGCUGUUCCGCUUGGUUAGGUUUAGAGCCGCAAUAGCAAACAGCUUGCGCUCCCUCGAUUCAGAUGGAUCAUCCUCCCAAGGAGGCGGCGGCGGCGGCGGCGGCGGCGGCGGCCCCGGCACCGGCUCCGGCUCCUACCACCAACGUCAACAGUUCGAGUUCAGGUUUAGCAGCCCCCCAAGACCAGGUCCGGCGCGUCUUCUGCACCAAAUGCUUCGACGCUCUCUGGUUCUGCUACUCUCCAUUUCACCAGAUGCAACAGUACUACAGAUACGGAGAAUUUGACACUUGCUUCGGGAAGUGGAAUGCACUCUUUGACUGUUUGAGCCUCAAAACCAAAAAGUCAUCAGAAGUUCAGGUUUGGAGAUUUUAGAAGCUCGUGAGAAAUCGAGGCCACAUAUCUGGGAAUAUCGGACGGUUGAGGAAGCCUCGGUGAAUUGGUGGAGGAUGUAUGGCCAUUUUUUCAAGUUCCCUCCUAAACCUGAUUCGUAAACUUACCCAGAUUGCUCGGCUCUUUUCCCCCGAGCGCGCACAUUACAUUGCUUCGGUUAAGUCUUUGAGCUUAUAGUUGUCUUCCGAAAAAUAAAGACUCGAGGCGGGUAGUCCCAUUAAUUAGCCAGAGUGCGAUGUAUCUGAAAACACUCGAGCAUCCGUUGAGCUGGAGGUUUAACCUUGAAAGAGGGCUGGAGGUCAGGAAAGAAUCACACAAUAGGUUUGGAUGCUGUCUCCUGUUCUUCUUACUUUAAUUAUCACCUGGCAGCUUUAUUUGUUGUUUUCUCCUUUAGUCGGUCGUAUGCCUUAUUAAAAGAUGCAGGAAUUGAAAGCUCUCACCAGAAAAGAUGUUUGAA